Molecule: messenger RNA, 839 nt
Organism: Pristis pectinata (smalltooth sawfish)
Lineage: Eukaryota; Metazoa; Chordata; Chondrichthyes; Rhinopristiformes; Pristidae
Product: peptidyl-prolyl cis-trans isomerase F, mitochondrial-like
Exons: 6
Coding region: 70-564 (164 amino acids)
Biological process (GO): protein peptidyl-prolyl isomerization; protein folding
Cellular component (GO): intracellular membrane-bounded organelle
Molecular function (GO): peptidyl-prolyl cis-trans isomerase activity
Source: RefSeq, a predicted model, not a curated record
CGGGUCCUUCGCGCAUUUAACGCUCCCUACAGCGCGGAAGGCGAGGUCGGAAGAAAGCGGGAAACAAAAAUGGGAAACCCUCGCGUCUUCUUCGACAUCGGUUUUGAUAAGCAGCCUGUGGGCCGCAUCAUUUUCGAGCUAAAUAGCGAUAUUGUUCCAAAAACUGCAGAGAACUUCCGUGUGCUUUGCACCAAACCAGAGGGUGAAGGGUUUAAGGGAUCAGUUUUCCACCGAAUAAUUCCUGGUUUUAUGUGCCAAGGUGGAGAUUUCACAAAAGGCAAUGGCACUGGUGGCAAAUCUAUCUAUGGCAGCAAAUUUCCAGAUGAGAACUUCACACUUAAACAUGAAGGACCAGGAACACUGUCGAUGGCAAAUGCUGGGCCCAAUACAAAUGGAUCACAAUUUUUUAUCUGUACUGCCAAGACUAGUUGGUUGGAUGGGAAGCAUGUUGUGUUCGGGCAUGUUGUAGAAGGCUAUGAAGUUGUGAAACAAAUGGAGUCAAAAGGAUCUCAGAGUGGAAAGACAAGUGUUACUGUUCACAUUCUUGACUGUGGAAUGGUGUGAUGAAAACAUUCCUAUGAUGGCUGCUCAAAAGUUCUUUUUCCAAUGGUAUAUUGUCAUGAAGAUGGCAGAAUUCAAAUUGUCGUUGAUUGUAAUCGUACAUUUCCAAGCUACCUUGAGGCUCUUGCCCAGGUUGGAGUCUAACCCAUUGAUUUGCAGUGAUCUGUGGCAGUGCUUGGCUUCAUUUAACUUUCAUGAUGUAUAAUGGAACUAUUUGUUUACUUUAGCCUUGUACUAAAACACUUUCAUUCAAAUAAAGUAUACAUUUGCUCACCAAA